This is a messenger RNA of Blepharisma stoltei, 297 nucleotides long. The record is from the annotation of a GenBank genome assembly. Lineage: Eukaryota; Ciliophora; Heterotrichea; Heterotrichida; Blepharismidae.
AUGGCAAGCUAUAAUGUAAGUGCAGUUGAAGGAGAUAAUUCUUGUAGCCCAGCAUGUAUAAAUGGCGGAUAUUGCCAAAAUCAAAUUUGUUUCUGUAAAUCACCUUAUGCUGGACAUUACUGUGAAGAAGAUCUGGGAAUUGUGACAAGGGUAAAUUUUUUCGUGCUGUUUUUGAUGAUAAUUGGAGGUUUGAUUAUUGGGUUUUUACUUGCUUUUGUUGUGAGGUUUAUAUGGGAUUGUCUGUGCAUUAGGGAACCUAAAAAACUUGAAGGAAGUGAAGAUGAAUGGAAAUCUUAA